CCCGCUUCCGCCUCGAUGGUGGCCGCUUCCCGCUUCCAGAGGCCGUUCCGGCGGGCCCCGGGGCAUGCUGGGAUAGGGCCGCCUCUCGUUGGUCUCCGCCCGGCAGCCAUGGCGGCGCCGCCGGUUCUCCUCAUCCUUCUCCUGGUGGCGAUGGCGGCGGCGGGAGGCGGCGUGGGGCCCGCCUGGGACGCGGCCGGUUACCUGCUCUACUGUCCCUGCAUGGGCCGGUUCGGGAACCAGGCCGAACAUUUCUUGGGAGCCCUCGCCUUCGCCCGCGCCCUCAACCGGACCCUGGCCGUGCCGCCGUGGAUUGAGUACCGUCACCACCGCCCGCCCUACACCAACCUGCACGUCCCCUACGCGGAGCACUUCAAGCUGGAGCCGCUCCUGCGGUAUCACCGCGUUAUCAGCCUGGAGGAGUUCAUGGAGAAGCUGGCGCCCGUUCACUGGCCUCCUGGCAAGCGAGUGGCUUACUGCUUCGAAGCGGCGGCUCAGAGGAGUGCGGACAAAAGCACUUGUCCCAUGAAGGAUGGAAAUCCAUUUGGUCCCUUCUGGGAUCAGUUCCAGGUGGAUUUUGAUAAGUCUGAGCUCUUCAAGGGAAUUUCCUUCAGUUCUGCAUACAAAGACCAUUGGAUCCAAAGGUUUUCACCAUCUGAGCACCCUGUACUUGCCUUACCUGGAGCUCCAGCCCAGUUUCCAGUCUUAGAGGAGCACCGGCCCCUCCAGAAGUACAUGGUGUGGUCUGAUGAAAUGGUGAAGAAAGGAGAAGCCUAUAUUCAUUCUCUGCUGGUCAGGCCCUACGUAGGAAUUCACCUGAGGAUUGGCUCAGACUGGAAAAAUGCUUGCAAUAUGUUAAAGGAUGGGACGGCUGGACCACACUUCAUGGCUUCACCUCAGUGUGUGGGCUACGACCGAAGCGCCGCGGUCCCUCUCACCAUGGACAUGUGCCUGCCAGACCUCAAAGAGAUCAAGCGUGCUCUCAAGCUGUGGGUGAAAAAGACAGAAGCUAAAUCUAUUUUUAUUGCUACUGAUUCUGAGCCCUACACGACAGAAAUACGGCAGUUCUUCCAAGGAAAGAUCAAGGUUGUUAACUUGCAGCCAGAAGUGCCUCAGAUUGAUUUAUAUAUUCUUGGCCAGUCCGAUCAUUUUAUCGGGAACUGCGUCUCUUCGUUUACUGCCUUUGUGAAAAGAGAGCGUGACGUGCAUGGAAAACCCUCUUCGUUUUUUGGCAUGGACCACCCACCAAGAUUACGGGAUGAAUUCUGACCAAAAGAGGGACAAGCUCCAUAGUUUUCAGGGCUCUGAGCUUGGUUACCUCACUGAGGGACCGCUUGGUGCUAAUGGUGCUCUCCUGCCUGAAGAGCACGUUGCCGGGCUGCCGCAGAGCUGCCUGUGGUGCUCCUCACUUACUGUUCUGUCUGACUUCUAUGUUUCCAGCAUGAGGUCAGACAGAAAAGUAAUUUUAAAUCAUGUAGUUUAUAGGAAGCUAUGAACUACGUAUACUUUUUUAAGACGUAGUUUACUUAGUUCUCCAUUCUCACUAUUUGGGGGUUGCCAGCAAUCAUGAUGAAGUAGCUGCUUGGAUUUCCUCUUUUUCCAUUUUUUAUUUCCGUUAAAUCUUAAGUUUUACCUGGAGCUGCGAAGCUUCUUGUCCAAAACUGACCAUAAGUGCAAACUAUUGCCAGGAAUAUCACAUUCCCUGGAAAGGACUGCAAGAUAAACCUCAGGACAAAAAAUGAAAGAUCUAGGUUUUAUCAUGUACCACUGUUGCCUUACUAGAGCUGUGUCACCUCAGUGCCUCGGUUUUCAUUCCCCUGUCAAAAGAGGUUUCAUCUCCAGCGGUGCUACUGAAGCGCAGCGGGGACAUGUUUUGAUGUGGCAGCUGUCUCUUCAGCCCAUCUUUGUGUGGAACUGGGGGAGAAGGUGCUUGCAGGGCCACAGGCAGGAGAUUUUCCAUAGCCAGUCGAGAGUUGGAGAUGUAGGGCUUGUAGCUGGUGACGUCAGGUGGAGGUCUGUGGUAGAAAUGAAACUGAUUUUAAGCUAAGAUUUUUAACGUAGCUGUAGUGGGUUUGGUGUAUGUUGUACCUAGGUCUAUGUUAAUGUUGUUUCUGGUUCUUGUGUUGUUUUUUUGUGGUUUUUUUGUCAGUUUUUGUACUUUGUGAAAUAACCCCUCUGACAACAGACCCCUGUCUGUGAGGGUAGAUAACUGAGGAGAGAACUGUUGGAAGCGUUCACUGAUGGUGAAACAGCAGCUGAAAACCUCUUAGUUUUGCACUGCUAACACCGAUAAUCCCAGUGUGGUGAGAUUCAACUUGACCAAUGCCUUUUGGUACUCCUGUCAUUUUAUUAAUUUUUUCCCAAAGACUGAGUACAGAACUUACUGUUUCUUUUUUAAAAACACCUUUUAGGUCAAUCUGUCAUACUGGGGCUGGCUGCCUUCAGUGUGCUGCUGCGGUCUAAAUGCUGCUUUCUCUGAGCAGUUACUGGGAUUUCGCUCUAAAUAUCUUUUUGGUGGGGGGUUUUUCCCUCCUUGGAAAUGUUUCUCAGCUUUGAAGGAGUUUGAAGGCUCAAGGGAGGGCACAAGAGGGAGCUAAAUGAGACGGUACCUGAAGUGUCAGGGCGGCAAAGACUCAUGUCUUGUUUCCUCAGUGCUGGCUUCCAGAAAUUUGUGGGAUUUGGCAGUUUUGGGACCUCUGGCCACAUCCUAGGGCAGCUGGGCACCUGCACGCUCCUCCCUUGGUGAUGUUGGAUGACGCCAUUAGGGUGGCCUUGUCUCACUGCAGGGCAAGGGCAGCCUUUCCGCACAGUAUUGUAUUAAACAGUGUAUUAAAAGAAAAUGUGGGGGUUUUUUUAAAGA
This is a messenger RNA of Calidris pugnax (ruff), 2857 nucleotides long. RefSeq names its product protein O-fucosyltransferase 1 (gene POFUT1). The coding region runs from base 16 to 1266 and encodes 416 amino acids. Gene Ontology annotation, biological process: Notch signaling pathway; regulation of Notch signaling pathway; protein O-linked glycosylation via fucose. The record is from RefSeq and is a predicted model, not a curated record. The transcript is spliced from 7 exons. NCBI's taxonomy places the organism in Eukaryota, Metazoa, Chordata, Aves, Charadriiformes, Scolopacidae. Gene Ontology annotation, cellular component: endoplasmic reticulum. Gene Ontology annotation, molecular function: peptide-O-fucosyltransferase activity.